GUUUUGUUUAGAUUAAAAAUUUAAAUUUUUAAAAGAAAUGACUGCAAAUGGUUCUGAGAAAAAAGUUAAGCAUUCAAAUUUAAUAUGUUUGCCUGGCCAACGACUUUGUUUAUCAGAUGAAAACACUAUAGCCGGUCAGGGCACCUACGAACGUAUGGGAUACAUAUAUGCCACACUUGCCGGAACGGUGAAUAUACGGGAACACGACAAUUGCAAGUUCAUCGAGGUUCAAUGUGCUGGAAAUCAAACUAUAGUUCCAGUAGCUGGAGAUGUUGUCACUGCACGUGUUUUGCAAGUAAAUCAACGUUUUGCUAAAUGUUCCAUACUCAGUAUAGGAGAACACGUAUUGGAACAAAACUAUCGGGCUAUGCUGCGUAAAGAGGAUGUCAGGUCCACCGAAAAAGAUCGUGUUGAGAUGUAUAAAUCUUUUCGUCCUGGAGAUAUUAUAUUAGCCAGAGUAUUACCCCAAACCGAAUUGUCUUGCUAUCAAUUAAGUACUGCUGAAAAUGAAUUGGGAGUAGUGGUUGCAAUAGCUAGCGAAUGCGGUCCACAAAGUGCUCCUAUGGUUCCAGUAAGUUGGACGGAAAUGCAAUGUCCUAAUACGUUAGUUAAAGAGCCCCGCAAAGUUGCAAAAAUUGUUCCCGCAAGUGCUUUGAAAACAGAAAAAUCCUGAAUAUUUUAAGAACUCUUAUAAAUAAAAAUAAUUUAAUGCAGGCAA
Molecule: messenger RNA, 718 nt
Organism: Calliphora vicina (urban bluebottle blowfly)
Lineage: Eukaryota; Metazoa; Arthropoda; Insecta; Diptera; Calliphoridae
Gene: Csl4
Product: exosome component 1 Csl4
Exons: 3
Coding region: 38-673 (211 amino acids)
Biological process (GO): RNA processing
Cellular component (GO): cytoplasm; nuclear exosome (RNase complex)
Molecular function (GO): RNA binding
Source: RefSeq, a predicted model, not a curated record